AUGUCACCAGUCUUGGAGCCUUCGCAGUCAUCUUCGCUGGACCUGGUGACACUGGAACUCGAUCCUGUGCCAACGUUUGUUAUCAGGACCGGACAAGAGCUACUCGAGUUUGAGUUCGUAUUUUGUAACGCAGCGUUCCGACGUGGCGAGUUUCAAGCACGCGUGGAGGAUCGCAACAGGGCAGCGUUACUAUUCAGAUCAUGGGCGCAAGCUCUCGGCGACUACAAACCGCAGCAGGAUUUCCGUGGAAAGAGAUGGACCUCACAACAUGCGGGGCCGGGCUUAGCAUGGAAGAUCAUACGAGCAACAGAAGCUUCACCAGAACAUGAGUCAAGCAGCGAUGCCAGCACCCCGGACGCAACGAAAGAGGCAACAGUCAAGCGUGAUGUCGGGAACUGGGGCCGCAUCUACCGUCGUUCAAAAGAGGAGAUUGUGCAAGAGAAGGAAGCCAGUAGGUCGGCCUUGCUCCGAACAUUACCUCGGACCAACCUCACCGCACGAUGGGAAGGACUUCAGACUAUGAUGGAGAUGUCGGAUGUGGGAGUUUUUGAAUACAAUGCAGAAGGGAAGUUAAUUCAUGCUAACGAAGCAUGGUAUCGACUCUCUUCGCAUCCUCGGAACUUACCGGCACAGGUCGAAUUCUCUUUCAUGGACCUUGUCUAUCCCGAGGACCAGGGCCUAGUCAUGUCCAUGUGGAACAAUUUGGCAUCUGGCAAUUCGGUGACAUUUGAGAUGAGAUGGAAAGCGGCCUCAGGCUCUGCCGCUGCAGCACAAUGGAUACUUUCGGCCUGCGUACCCGUGUUUGAUGAAGAAGGAACACUGAUCAGCAUUGCUGGCAACACCAUCGAUAUCAUGGCACAGAAGAAAUCUCAAGAGGUUGCGCAAGCACGCGUAGAAGCGUUAGAACAGGCAAGAUUGUCAGAGCAGAAGUUUGCCAGAUUCGCACAGCUGUCUCCAAUUGCUAUUUACAUAUUCGUCCCCGAACAAGGCAUGAACUACGUCAACGACCAGUUUUUUGAGCUCACCGGGCAUUUGCGAGAGCCACUCGAUCAAAUCGAAUGGUUCGGGCUUGUCGCCGACGAGGACCUGAAAAAAGUAGAAGAUGACUGGCAGCAGAUGUUGGCCGGUAAAAAGUCAGAUGGCGUUCAGGUUCGACUCAAGAAAACUUGGGUGAAUCAGGACGGUAUUGUCUCGAACAUUUGGGUGCAAAGCUCGAACUAUCCGGAAGUCGACGAGAGCGGAAAGGUUCUCAGUAUUUUGGGCACUCUUUUCGACAUUUCGCAAUUCAAAUGGGCAGAGACGGUGCAGAGACAACGAACAGAAGAAGCUCUGGAAGCAAAACGACAACAGGAGAACUUCGUCGACAUGACGUCCCACGAGCUUCGCAACCCAUUGUCCGCCGUGGUUCAAUGCGCGGAUUCUGUUAUCGCAUCAUUGCAGGGGCUGCCAUUUCAUGGCGAAAACACCUUACUCGUUGACCUAGACUUUGAAAAGAUUCGCGAUGAGAUUGCGACGAGUAUCGACUCAUUGCAGACCAUAGUUUCGUGUUCGCUACAUCAAAAGCGCGUUAUCGACGACGUCCUCACAUUGUCCAAGCUGGAUUCGAACCUAAUUUCAGUAACGCCAGUGCGAGUUCAGUCCACCGUAGUUGUUUGCGAAGCCUUGAAGAUGUUUGACGUAGAAUGCAAUCAGAUGGGCAUCAAGCUUGAGUUUCGGAAAGACCCGACACUCGAAGGCUACGAUUGGGUCAUGUUAGAUCCAUCUCGACUGCUUCAAGUCUUGAUUAACCUCCUUACGAACGCAAUCAAGUUUACCAAGGACAGGCUAUCUCGACGAAUCACUGUCACUCUGGGCGCCUCUUGCAAUCGACCGCCUGAAGUCUGGGACACAAUCAAUUUCACUUUUUCCAGACAACAACCAAGAGGAUUGACCGAGGGUCUCGAAUGGGGUGACGGAGAGUCGGCCUACCUGUGGCUGAAAGUUCAGGACACGGGCUGCGGUAUGACAUUCGACGAACAGCAAAAGCUGUUCUCGAGGUUCACUCAAGCAACACCUCGUACGCAUGUAAAGUACGGUGGAUCAGGAUUGGGACUGUUCAUCUCAAAAUCCCUCGCGACCCUCCAAGGUGGCGCAAUCGGUGUAGCGUCCGAUCCAGACAUUGGCUCUACAUUCGCAUUCUUCGUUCGCACACGCAAGGCUACGCCGCCCGAUGGUCAGUCGCUGAAAAUUCGGUCUGGGCUGCAGCGCACAAUCUCGACCGAGAACGUCAUGAAAGAUGUGAAGCUUAGCAUCCUGAUUGUCGAAGACAACCUGGUCAACCAAAGGGUGCUCAAGAAGCAGUUGACGAAGUUUGGGUGGAACAUCAGCGUUGCUGGUGAUGGACAACAAGCGCUCGACUGGCUUAAGGGUAGUGUGUACUGGCGAGGCACGCCCAGAAACAACCACGACACCACUACGGAAGAGGAGGAGGUGGAGUAUUUCAGCGCACCCAGGCAGCACGAUGUUGAUAUCAUAUUCAUGGAUAUUGAGAUGCCGGUCAUGGAUGGGCUUACAUGUGCGCAAAGAAUCCGCGAAUACGAAGCGAAAGGCCUGCUCGCUCCGCCACUUAAACAGCAUCCGGGAUUAUUGAGGCAACUGACAGCAUCAUCUGUCAACCCACUUUCAUCCUUCCCUGCGUUCAAUAUAUCGGAAUCGUCGUUACCACCAGAAGCACACACGCGACUACCAAUUCUGGCUGUCAGUGCCAAUGCGCGUAUGGAACAGGUAGAGCAGGCGCUGGCCGCAGGCAUGGACGAUGCCAUCUCUAAGCCAUUCAGGAUACCAGAGUUGUGGCCCAAGAUACUGAGGCUAGUCAAGAAGCUCAAUGAGCAGAGUGCGGAUGUAAGAUGA
Ascochyta rabiei is the source of this 2889-nucleotide messenger RNA. RefSeq lists its product as uncharacterized. The transcript has 6 exons. Gene Ontology annotation, biological process: phosphorelay signal transduction system; phosphorylation. The record is from RefSeq and is a predicted model, not a curated record. Bases 1 to 2889 code for a protein of 962 amino acids. Gene Ontology annotation, molecular function: protein binding; phosphorelay sensor kinase activity. Lineage: Eukaryota; Fungi; Ascomycota; Dothideomycetes; Pleosporales; Didymellaceae.